AAUUUUAAAAAGGUGGGGCUUGAAGUAGCCAGUAGGAAUACACUUCAUUCUCAAACCUGUACAUCUUAUUUAUCUCAGUGGAGAACAUUAUGUAUCUUUCAAGGCAUUCCAAAAGUAUAUAAAACUGGGUCUCCAAGAAGUACAGCAUGUGACUGCUAAUGAAUUGGCAAAAUCAUUCUUAAGAGACUAUGUGGUCAUUGAAAAGAAUGAGCUUGAGCUAAGUGUUCUAAGAUUUGACAUUCAUAAUGAGUGUGAAAAGGAAGUUAUAAUAGGUGUAUGAUUCAAUUUUUUAAAUAUGUGUAUUUACAAAUGCUUGCCUGUAAAAGGUAAAGGUCUGGAAUGACGCACACAGUGGUUAACGGGGGAGUGGAAUUGUGAUAUGUAGAGACAGUGAGGAAGGGGACUUGCUCUUUUUCCUUUAUUCAUUUCUGAAUUGUCUGGAUUUUUCACAGAGUAUGUAGUUAAAUUAAUUUUUAAAAUUAAUUAGGAGACAUCACACACAUUCACGAGACUCCUUAUCAAUCUUUGUUGGUAGUUGCCAUGGAGUUGAUUCUGACUCAUAGUGACCCUAAGGCAUUUAAAGUCCAGGAAACUUUACUUUCUUGGUUUGACUGGGUCCAUGGAGAGUUCAGUUCCUUCACCAAACAUUUCUCCGGCUCCAGGUUCUGUGCUGGGCACCGAGGCUACUAAGAUGAAUAACACCUGGCCCGUGACAGGAUGGGAAUCUACCCCACAACGCAGGUAAGAUCAGUGGGACUGGUAAAUAUGGGCACCGUCAUCACUAGGGAUACCUCGGCUCCCUCACUUGACUCAUAAUUGGCCUUCUGUAGGCUUCAUCUCUUGGCAGCGCAAUUGACAGCUGUUAUCCUCUCAUUCUGAAACGUCAAAUUUAGGAUCACGACUCCAGUCAACACCGCCGAGCGGCAGGUGUCCCUGGAGAAAGAAAAGUCUCUGGGGUACCUAGAAUAGAUUAUGCAGCCGCGCACAGAUCUUGUCCUGUCUGGAGUCUCUGCUGAGUAAUGUAGAUUCUGGGGCAGCCAGGGGGCAGCUGGUGACUUUGAACCAGAUUUUACCUUUCAACUGAAUCCAGGGAAAUAAUUUGCAACAAAGUGGCAGACGCAGAGUACUAUGUUGAACGCUAGAUUGUGCUUUAUUUUUUCCUCCCAACUUCACGUUUCCAUGCACCAAAAUGUUGAUGGUAUAAAUACUGGAUACCACGCUUACCUGACAGGCUUCUUCCAUCCCACCUGGACGCAGGAGCUCGGAGCGCGCGCGCAAGCCGCGGCUGGAGCCCGCCUCUCGCGGCCGGAGCGGGCUCGGACGGCCCCAGGCUCCGCUGCUGGCCCCAGUGCCGGAGCCGCUCCCCCGCCAGGGCACCCGCAGGCAGCCCGCCGCGCGCACGCGCACUUCCCUCGGGCUGCCUCGGCGCCUCGGGUUUUCCGCGGGGCUACGACUGGACUGCUCCUGAGGCCGGGGCGGGGCGGGGUGAGAGCGAGAGCUCGUAACCACGUGACCGGCGACAACAUGGCGGCGCCCAGCGGCAUCCACCUGCUCCUCAGCAGAGGUUGUCACAGAAUUUUCUCUUCAGCACUCAAUCACAUCUACUCACACAAGCAGUCAGGCAGCCAACAAAGAAGAAAUUUCUUUUUCCGGAGACAAAGAGAUAUUUCACACAGUAUAGUUUUGCCAGCUGCAGUUUCUCCAGCUCAUCCAGUCCCUAAGCACAUAAAGAAGCCAGACUAUGUGACGACAGGCAUUGUACCCGACUGGGGAGACAGCAUAGAAGUUAAGAAUGAAGAUCAGAUACAAGGGCUUCGUCAGGCUUGUCAGCUGGCCCGUCAUGUCCUCCUCCUGGCUGGGAAGAAUUUAAAGGUUGACAUGACAACUGAAGAGAUAGAUGCUCUUGUUCAUCAGGAAAUCAUCAGUCAUAAUGCCUAUCCCUCACCUCUAGGCUAUGGAGGUUUUCCAAAAUCUGUUUGUACCUCUGUAAACAACGUGUUAUGUCAUGGUAUUCCUGACAGUCGACCUCUUCAGAAUGGCGAUAUUAUCAACAUUGAUGUCACGGUCUAUUACAAUGGCUACCAUGGAGACACGUCUGAAACAUUUUUGGUGGGCAAUGUGGAUGACUGUGGUAAAAAGUUGGUGGAGGUUGCCAGGAGGUGUAGAGAUGAAGCGAUUGCAGCUUGCAGAGCAGGGGCUCCCUUCUCUGUAAUUGGAAACACAAUCAGCCGCAUAACUCAUCAGAGUGGUUUGCAAGUCUGUCCACAUUUCACUGGACAUGGAAUAGGAUCUUACUUUCAUGGACAUCCAGAAAUUUGGCAUCAUGCGAAUGACAACGACCUGCUCAUGGAGGAGGGCAUGGCCUUCACCAUAGAGCCAAUCAUCACCGAGGGAUCCCCUGAAUUUAAAGUCCUGGAGGAUGCAUGGACUGCGGUCUCCCUAGACGAUCAAAGGUCUGCCCAGUUCGAGCACACAGUUCUCAUCACGUCGGGGGGCGCGCAGAUCCUGACCAAACUGCCCCACGAGGCCUGAGACGCGCGCUGCCCAAAGGGCGCGGCCACCUGACGCCUUUUUUCCCUAAAUUGUUGAAAUCCAGCGGGAGAAUUUUUAGAAGGCACGGGCGAACGACGGCUUGGGCUGUAACCUACCUGGCGCCUAAUAAGCGUCUUUGACAAACGCGAUGGGGAGUAGGGACAAUUGGGGACGCAGAGCUGAAGCCCCGCCCGGGCCAUGCAGGGGAAUGGGACGCCCUCUUUUGGAGAUGAGGGUUUUCGGGAGGGGUGGGGUAGUCUUCUCUCUUUCUCUUGUCCUGACUCUGCCGGAGUAAAAAGGUUCACCUCUUAAACCCAUUGUGCCUGCGCUUUUUGUGUCUCUGACAGUUAUUUGGGGGGAGAGGGUGGGUGGUUAAUUUUUCAGUCUGA
Loxodonta africana (African savanna elephant) is the source of this 2921-nucleotide messenger RNA. It is a transcript of the gene METAP1D, whose product is annotated as methionyl aminopeptidase type 1D, mitochondrial. NCBI's taxonomy places the organism in Eukaryota, Metazoa, Chordata, Mammalia, Proboscidea, Elephantidae. The record is from RefSeq and is a predicted model, not a curated record. Gene Ontology annotation, biological process: proteolysis. Gene Ontology annotation, cellular component: mitochondrion. Gene Ontology annotation, molecular function: metalloaminopeptidase activity.